AUGGCUACCCCUAGUGUUCUUGUCUUUGAUGCUGAGGGUCGGGCUGUUGACUUUGAGGUCUGGUUCGAUGAUCUACAGCUUUUCCUACAGUGCGAUAGGAAGGACGGUCUCUCCCUGUUCGAUCUCACGUCUGGCGCCUCUACUGCCCCUGCUGCCGAUGCUGACAGCACUGUUCGCUCACAGUGGGCCACACGCGAUGCUGCUGCUCGUCUUGCUGUGCGUAGUCACUUGCCAUCCACUGAGAGCGCACACUUUAGUCACUACAAGAGUGCUAAGACCUUGGACCACUUCCUCUCUGUUUGCCCCACCACACUCACCGUUGACCUCCUCGAGGAGCGCCUCCUGGCAGCUGAGAAGAGUGUAGUCGCUGUAGGAGCCUCUCCUGGUGACACUCGUGCCCCUGUCUUUGAGGGGUGCUCCCCCUCCCCUUUUUUGCCCUCUCUUGCCUCUGCUGCCCCCGUCGACUUCGUUGGCACCGAGUCGGUCGACGCUGCAUCUGCCCCUAGCGGGCGACGCCGCACCGGCAAGGGCAAGGGGGGCAAGGGCGCUGGAGGGGCUGGCGGGGGCGGUGGAGGUGGCAGUGGAGGCGGCGGAGGGAGUGGGGGUGGUGGUGGGAGUGGUGGUGGGGGUGGGGGCUUCGGUGGCGGCGGUGGAGGCGGAGGCGGCGGCGGCGGUGGCGGUGGGAGCGGAGGAGGAGGCGGUGGCGGCGGUGGCGGAGGUGGCGGCGGAGGAGGUGGAGCUAGUCGGGGUGGCUCUGCACAGCGGGGCGGCUUCGGUGGUGGUCAGCACCAGCAGCAGCAGCGUACUCGUGAGACCCCGCCCCCCCAGCAGCUUCGUGAGUGGUACUCUACGCGUUAG
Molecule: messenger RNA, 858 nt
Organism: Closterium sp. NIES-65
Lineage: Eukaryota; Viridiplantae; Streptophyta; Zygnematophyceae; Desmidiales; Closteriaceae
Source: the annotation of a GenBank genome assembly